AUGAUGCCGAGAGCCGGAGGGGCAGCCGCCGCGCUCGCACUGCUGCUGCUGCCGCUGCUGUGCUGCUGCCACCUGUGCCACUCGCUGCGGGUUCCACAACUCUCCUCCUUUGCAAAAGCAGAGGACAAGCUGUUCAAAUACCUAUUUGGAAACUACCAGAAAUGGGUCCGCCCAGUGGAAUACCUGAACCAGACGAUCCGCGUGAAGUUUGGACUCGCCAUCUCCCAGUUAGUUGAUGUGGAUGAGAAAAACCAGCGAAUGACGACCAACGUGUGGAUGAAACAGGAGUGGCUUGACCGGAAACUCAGAUGGAACCCUGAUGACUAUCAGGGCAUCACGACUAUCCGAAUCCCUUCUGACAGGAUCUGGCGCCCUGACAUCGUACUGUAUGAUAAUUCAGAUGGGCGUUUCGAGGGUAUUGCCACCAAGGCGGUUGUUAAGUACGAUGGAACCAUAUCGUGGACACCGCCAGCCAACUACAAGUCAGCCUGCACCAUCGAUGUCACCUUCUUUCCUUUUGACCUCCAAAACUGUUCAAUGAAGUUUGGCUCCUGGACAUACGACGGCUCGCAGGUGGACAUCAUUUUGGAGGACUUCCACGUGGACAAGCAGGACUAUUUUGACAACGGGGAAUGGGAGAUAGUGAUGGCCACAGGUAGCCGUGGCCUGAGGACGGACAGCAGCUCCACCUAUCCCACCAUCACCUACUUCUUCAUCAUCCGCAGGUUGCCUCUUUUCUACACCCUCUUCCUCAUCAUCCCCUGCAUCGGCCUGUCCUUCCUCACCAUACUUGUGUUCUACCUGCCUUCCAAUUGCGGCGAGAAGAUCGCUCUGUGCACCUCGGUCCUGGUGUCCCUCACAGUUUUCCUCCUGGUCAUCGAGGAGAUCAUCCCUUCCUCCUCGCAGUCCAUCCCUCUCAUCGGGGAGUACCUGGUCUUCACCAUGAUAUUCGUCACGCUUUCCAUCAUCAUCACCGUCUUUGCCAUCAACAUCCACCAUCGCUCCUCUUCUACGCACCACGACAUGGCACCCUGGGUGAGGAGGAUCUUCCUGCACCGACUGCCCAAGCUGCUGUGCAUGCGCAGCCACGCCGACCGCUACGCCGGGGACGGAGUCGCCCGAAUUGGUCGAGCAGCGGGACGGGGCACGACGAAGCUCUCAUCUCUGCUCUACACCAAACACAACCUAGAAUCAGCUUUGGAUUCUAUCCGCUACAUAACCAUGCACGUGGUUAAAGCCAAUGAGCUCAGAGCGGUGGUUCAAGACUGGAAAUAUGUUGCCCAAAUCCUGGAUCGGAUGUUUCUUUGGGCCUUCCUCCUGGUGUCCAUCCUGGGCUCGGCUCUCCUCUUCAUCCCCGUUAUUUACAAAUGGGCCAGCAUCAUCGUCCCUAACCACGCUGGAAGUACCCUCUAGGAACCGCAGUUCAACUAACCGCAGAGCACAUUAACGGCUCCUCGUGGGUCUUAUUUGAGUGUUGAAAGACUGAGAUACUGUGAUUACCACUCAAGAUAGAGUCUUGCUCUGCUUCUCCGCUGCAUUCGUGCCAGAGAUCAAGUUGCAGAUUUUGGCCUCGUUUGCUGAGUUUAAUCUCAAAGAGAGAUUAUUCAGUUGUUGUAUCUGUUUGUUUCAGAUGGAUUUAAAAUUCUGUAUUUCUGAGUUUAAAGAUGAAUGAAAAGAUGAAUUGAUAUAUUAUGAUACAAAAAUAUAUAUAUUCCAUGU
Pseudoliparis swirei is the source of this 1719-nucleotide messenger RNA. RefSeq names its product cholinergic receptor, nicotinic, alpha 5 (gene chrna5). Lineage: Eukaryota; Metazoa; Chordata; Actinopteri; Perciformes; Liparidae. Gene Ontology annotation, molecular function: acetylcholine-gated monoatomic cation-selective channel activity; transmembrane signaling receptor activity. The record is from RefSeq and is a predicted model, not a curated record. Gene Ontology annotation, cellular component: neuron projection; synapse; postsynaptic membrane. The coding region runs from base 1 to 1413 and encodes 470 amino acids. The transcript has 7 exons. Gene Ontology annotation, biological process: regulation of membrane potential; signal transduction; nervous system process.